UUGAAGCGGACGGCGACGAGCUCUGCAUGCUGCGCUGCGCCCUUCUCACCGCCGCCAGCCCGCCAGAACGUCUCCUCCCCGUCUCUAGAGUGGCUCUUUCUUUCUCCGUCAAAUGGCUCUCGCGUGCGCCUCUCACGCGUGCCGCUUUCUCCUCGCCGGCCAGGCGAGAUCUUUCCACGCCCAGCCCUACCAUGCCAAGGUCGGCGUGGUGGAGUUCCUGAACGGCGUCGGGAAAGGGGUGGAGGCGCACGCCGCGAAGCUGGAGGAGGCUGUGGGCGGCGACCUCCAGAGGCUCCUUGAGGCCCGCACGCUGCGGCUCAAGAAGCUCGGCAUCCCCUGCAAGCAUAGAAAAUUGAUUUUGAGUUUUGCACACAAGUACCGUCUUGGUCUCUGGAAGCCCCAAGCAGAACCCAGGAAAGUUUAAAGUUGGUUCGUUCUUGAAAGAUAGUCUACUGUUGGACUGAGGCAUGUUUGGGACAUUGAAUAUUUGCUUUGUAAUUUAGAAACCUCAAACCUUUGUUCUCUGUCUCUAGCCAUACUUAUUUGCAACCAUUACGCAAAAAAAAAAGAUUCUAGAAAGAUUCCAACUUAUUGUGUGUGGGUUUGUUCCUUUUGUAAUAACAAAUCAUAAGGCUUUGUUGGUUUCA
Messenger RNA from Zea mays, 647 nucleotides. RefSeq lists its product as uncharacterized. The coding region runs from base 113 to 424 and encodes 103 amino acids. The record is from RefSeq and is marked validated. NCBI's taxonomy places the organism in Eukaryota, Viridiplantae, Streptophyta, Magnoliopsida, Poales, Poaceae. The transcript is spliced from 3 exons.